Messenger RNA from Gadus chalcogrammus (walleye pollock), 5428 nucleotides. RefSeq lists its product as uncharacterized. The transcript has 13 exons. NCBI's taxonomy places the organism in Eukaryota, Metazoa, Chordata, Actinopteri, Gadiformes, Gadidae. The record is from RefSeq and is a predicted model, not a curated record. Bases 208 to 5286 code for a protein of 1692 amino acids.
GUGGACUGAGUGCCCGCCCCCUCCAUGUGGGGUCCGUCUGCGGCUGCAGUCAGGGGUACUUGGACGGGUAUCGAUCUGCCUCCGCCAUGGUAAACACAGUUUAGCUAAGCUAAGCGGAAGAGCAGUUACCCUACUCCGCGAGCUUUUUCCGGUCUUCAAUUGUUCCGUGACAUAGGCCCUGCAACUUCAACUUCUUGCGCAUGGCGCAUGGAGAGCUUUGCAAGAAGAAUGAAGAAAUUACGAUCUCACCACCAAAUGUGUGAAAAUAGAUAUGCUACAGCCCAGGUGGACUUGUCUCAUGAGACAGUGUUAUGCAGCCGCUGUGGAACCAUUGCAGAACACAACCCCACAUCAACACCACUAACAUCAAUUGAAGACAAAGACCACCACUCCUCAUUAACACCCCUAACAUCAAUUGAAGACAAAGACCACCACUCCUCAUCAACACCACUAACAUCAAUUGAAGACAAAGACCACCACUCCUCAUCGACACAACUAACAUCAAUUGAAGACAAAGACCCCCACUCCUCAUCAACACCACCAACAUCAAGUGAAGAUGAAGACUACCACCCCUCAUCAACAUCUCCAACAUCAAGUGAAGACCAAGACUACCACUCCUCAUCAACACCACCAACAUCAAGUGAAGAUGAAGACUACCACCCCUCAUCAACGCCACCAACAUCAAGUGAAGAUGAAGACUACCACCCCUCAAUACCAUCGUCCACUGAAAGAGAGAGUGUCUCAGAGAAAGACCAUAUUCACUCUUCAUUGAAGGAACAUGAGAUCCUGGAAGCUGAGACAAUAGCAAAUUCAGAAUUAAAAGGAAAAAGGAAGCUGCAAGGUGAUAAAAAGAGGCCACAAGUUACUAUUCAAACAAGCCAAAAGAAAACUGAUGGUACAAGGGCCUGGGAUAAAGCCCAUUACUGUUUGUAUUGUACAAAGUCCAAUUUGAAGAUGGCCAGACAUUUACAAAGAAAACACAGUAAUGAAACUGAUGUUGCCCGUGCCUUUAGUUUCCGACCUGGCUCCAAACAAAGGAAGACACUCUUGGAAUCCCUUCGCAAUAAGGGAGACUGGCAACAUAAUAUUAAGGUCUUAGAAGAAGGAAAUGGGGAGAUAGUAACAUGGAGACAGCCCACUGAGAAGGCUUCUGUACAGGACUACCUACCAUGCGAACACUGUUAUGCAAUGUUCAAGAGGACUGAACUCUGGAGACAUGGGAGGUCAUGUGGAGAAAGGAAUCGGGAACUGGAGAAAGGCAAAAGAAGAAGAGUACAAAAAGCUUCCUCGCAACUUCUUCCAAUCAUGGAAUCAGCAGGUGGAGUUCAAAAGGUUAUUCAUACUAUGUUGCAAGAUGAUGUAACCUCUCACAUCAGAAGUGAUGAGAUGAUAUGCAAGUAUGGAGAUGCAUUAUUUGCAAGAAAGGGCCGUGAACAAUCUCAACAUAGAUACAUCGCACAAAAGAUGAGAGAACUGGGAUGGUUUGUGUUGGCUGCAAAGAAGAUUGACAAGAGUGUGAAAAGUCUUAAAGAUAUAUGUGAUCCAACAAAGUUUGACCUGGCAGUAAAGGCAGCCAGGAGGGUGUCAAACUACAACACAGAAACCAACGAAUAUGGAAAGCCAUCUACUGCUGUUAAAAUUGGAUUUUCUCUCAAAGGGGCAACAGAAACCUGGAUUGGACAUUGUUUGAUGACGUCGGAUGUUUUAACUGAGAAGAGGGCCAAGAAGUUUAAGCAGCUGCUAGAUGGCUCUUGGUCCAGUUUCGUGUCAACCAAUGCUCACAGCACAAUGGAACAACGGAGGUGGAACAAAGAAGACAGUGUACCUUUGACAAAGGCCGUUGUUACUCUACAGAAUUACCUGAGGAAAAUUGAGGAUGAGGCAAAGGUGGAGUUGAAAGGGUGUGCGAGCAACACCACCACACACAAAAAGUUAACGGAGAGCCUUCUCGCACAAAUAAUAGUAUUUAACAAGAAGCGUGAAGGAGAAGCAUCACGCUUAACCUUGGAGACAUAUCUAAAAGCCGACACCGGCCCUGUGAAUGAGGACAUAUAUGAAACCCUAUCAGCAGUGGAAAAACAACUGAGCCACAGGCUGACUCGGAUAGUGACACGUGGAAAGAGAGGUAGAAAAGUGCCCAUUCUCCUUCUUGAUCGCACAAAAACCUCUCUCGACUUCAUGAUUGAAAAACGGAAGGAAGUUGGCGUAAUUGAUGACAACCCAUUUCUGUUUGCCAGGAUCGGAACAGAAACCAAUAUUCGUGGAUGUGACUGCCUUCGGAAAUAUGCCAAAGAGAGCAAGGCAAGCCACCCAGAACUCCUUAGGUCAACCAAACUAAGAAAGCAUGUUGCUACCUUAUGCCAGCUCCUGGACCUUGAUAAUCAAGAGCUGGAACAAGUAGCUCGUUUUAUGGGACAUGACAUAAGAGUCCAUUGCGAUUAUUACCGCCAAACUGACAAAACAUUUCAGGUAGCCAAGAUUGGGAAACUACUGUUUGCAAUGGAGCAUGGAGCAGGGGCGCUUAAAGGGAAGAAUCUGAAGACACUGGACUCAGUUGUCUUUGGACAUGAAGCCACCUCAACCAAAGGCUUGAGAGGAGUCAAAGAGAGAGGGACAUCAAAUGUAGACAGACGACUGGAAGCUAAUGAUGAUGGAGAACAGCCACACCUGUCAACCACAAGCCCACCUGUCAAGAGGCCAACGAAGACUGCAACUAAAAGACUUGAAAAUGAUGGGGAUGGAGAGGUGCGACAAAAGACCGCCAGAAGACCACCUAUUAAGAGACAAAAGAAGACUGCAGCUAAAGGACAGGAUGAUGGGAGUGAUGAUGAUGGAGAUGGAGAACAGCCACACCUGUCAACCACAAGCUCACCUGUCAAGAGGCCAAAGAAGACUGCAACUAAAAGAAGGCAUGAUGAGAGUGAUGAGGAGAGUGAUGAUGAUGGGUGUACACUCUUGGAAUCCCUUCGCAAUAAGGGAGACUGGCAACAUAAUAUUAAGGUCUUAGAAGAAGGAAAUGGGGAGAUAGUAACAUGGAGACAGCCCACUGAGAAGGCUUCUGUACAGGACUACCUACCAUGCGAACACUGUUAUGCAAUGUUCAAGAGGACUGAACUCUGGAGACAUGGGAGGUCAUGUGGAGAAAGGAAUCGGGAAACGGAGAAAGGCAAAAGAAGAAGAGUACAAAAAGCUUCCUCACACCUUCUUCCAAUCAUGGAAUCAGCAGGUGGAGUUCAAAAGGUUAUUCAUACUAUGUUGCAAGAUGAUGUAACCUCUCACAUCAGAAGUGAUGAGAUGAUAUGCAAGUAUGGAGAUGCAUUAUUUGCAAGAAAGGGCCGUGAACAAUCUCAACAUAGAUACAUCGCACAAAAGAUGAGAGAACUGGGAUGGUUGUUGUUGGCUGCAAAGAAGAUUGACAAGAGUGUGAAAAGUCUUAAAGAUAUAUGUGAUCCAACAAAGUUUGAACUGGCAGUAAAAGCAGCCAGGAGGGUGUCAAACUACAACGCAGAAACCAACGAAUAUGGAAAGCCAUCUACUGCUGUCAAAAUUGGAUUUUCUCUCAAAGGGGCAACAGAAGCCUGGAUUGGACAUUGUUUGAUGACAUCGGAUGUUUUAACUGAGAAGAGGGCCAAGAAGUUUAAGCAGCUGCUAGAUAGCUCUUGGUCCACUUUCGUGUCAACCAAUGCUCACAGCACAAUGGAACAACGGAGGUGGAACAAAGAAGACAGUGUACCUUUGACAAAGGCCGUUGUUACUCUGCAGAACUACCUGAGGAAAAUUGAGGAUGAGGCAAAGGUGGAGUUGAAAGAGUGUGCGAGCAACACCACAGCAUACAAAAAGUUAACUGAGAGCCUUCUCGCACAAAUAAUAGUAUUUAACAAGAAGCGUGAAGGAGAAGCAUCACGCUUAACCUUGGAGACAUAUCUAAAAGCCGACACCAGCCCUGUGAAUGAGGACAUAUAUGAAACCCUAUCAGCAGUGGAAAAACAACUGAGCCACAGGCUGACUCGGAUAGUGACACGUGGAAAGAGAGGUAGAAAAGUGCCCAUUCUCCUUCUUGAUCGCACAAAAACCUCUCUCGACUUCAUGAUUGAAAAACGGAAGGAAGUUGGCGUAAUUGAUGACAACCCAUUUCUGUUUGCCAGGAUCGGAACAGAAACCAAUAUUCGUGGAUGUGACUGCCUUCGGAAAUAUGCCAAAGAGAGCAAGGCAAGCCACCCAGAACUCCUUAGGUCAACCAAACUAAGAAAGCAUGUUGCUACCUUAUGCCAGCUCCUGGACCUUGAUAAUCAAGAGCUGGAACAAGUAGCUCGUUUUAUGGGACAUGACAUAAGAGUCCAUUGCGAUUAUUACCGCCAAACUGACAAAACAUUUCAGGUAGCCAAGAUUGGGAAACUACUGUUUGCAAUGGAGCAUGGAGCAGGGGCGCUUAAAGGGAAGAAUCUGAAGACACUGGACUCAGUUGUCUUUGGACAUGAAGCCACCUCAACCAAAGGCUUGAGAGGAGUCAAAGAGAGAGGGACAUCAAAUGUAGACAGACGACUGGAAGCUAAUGAUGAUGGAGAACAGCCACACCUGUCAACCACAAGCCCACCUGUCAAGAGGCCAACGAAGACUGCAACUAAAAGACAUGAUGAUGAUGGGAGUUAUGACUAUGGGGAUGGAGAGGUGCGACAACAGACCGCCAGAAGACCACCUAUUAAGAGACAAAAGAAGACUGCAGCUAAAGGACAGGAUGAUGGGAGUGAUGAUGAUGGAGAUGGAGAACAGCCACACCUGUCAACCACAAGCCCACCUGUCAAGAGGCCAACGAAGACUGCAACUAAAAGAAGGUAUGAUGAGAGUGAUGAUGAGAGUGAUGAUGAGAGUGAUGAUGAUGGGUGUGGAGAGAAGCGACCCUCGACCGCAACAAGACCACCUGUUGAGAGGAGAAAGAAGACUAAACAAAACUAUGAUGAAGAUUAUGAUUGGGCUUUCUCAGAUGGAGAGGAGCUACACAUCACAACACCCCCUGUUGAGGGGCGAAAGAAGACUGCAACUAACAGAGGACGUAAUGAUGAUGAUGCUCCAAAAACACAAUUAAAGAGACCCUGGACUGACCAGGAGAGGACUGCAGUCGGGCGAAGUAUGGCAAAGUUCAUCUCGCUAAGGAGGGUGCCAGCAAAGACAGACUGCAUGCUUUGUAUUGAGAAAGAGACUCCAGUCCUUAGCAAUCGAACAUGGAAAGAUGUUAAAUAUUAUGUCCACAAUGCAAUACUUAAAAUCAAGAGAAAGCUUGCAUUUUAAAGGAGACCUGUUAUGUUCAGUGUUAGCCAUGUUCUGUUGCUGAGCCUACAAGCAAGGCAGCACAGCCAUUAGGAGGAGGUAGGGUGAAUGGGAAAGAGGGAUGGAGGGAUAGAAGAAGCAGGGAAUUGGGAUGAGAGGAAGA